GUCCUGCAGCGCUGGUUGAAAACUCCAACGUACGUCAGCGGUUUCCAUGGUGAUGAUUGGUCUACAACACCGAGAAUAACACUUUCAUAGCCUAAACACGUUCAUUAAACGCUUUGUUGUUCUAUAGUAGUGUGUAUCUGCCGAGCAGCCGAGCUACGUUGUCCAAGUUAUUCCUUGUCACCGAAAGUGGGUCAGUCGUAUUCCAUCGAAUCAUCGAACAACUUCGAAGGGUCGAAAGGGUUGUAUAGUUAAUCCGGAAAGUUCGAGCAAUGUGUCAGCAUAGUUCAUACCCUACAUUGAUAACGUGUGCCCAACGAUAGUGAAACGCUGUUCCGAAAAAUGGCAUCCGAACUGGAUGCGACCGUUUUGAAGAAAACGCAAAGUUCGCUCGGUAAAUUUGUCAAACGUCCGGCACUGACCGAUAAACUGCUGCGUAAGCCACCGUUCCGUUUCCUGCAUGACAUCGUUCACGCGAUAAUACGAGAGCAUGGCCUGCUGGAAGGUUUGUAUACGGCGGACGAACUAAAUUCGGACAAUAUUAAGGAUCGGGACUCGAAAAUGGCGUUUCUACAGAAGCUCAUUGACGUCGUUAAACUGACAACAGGCCGUGAACUAAAAGUUCGGCCUUCGAAAAUCGUGGCCGGUUUGGAACCGGAACGUACAAACGAACUCCUGCAGGCACUUGCAAGUGCGUUGGAAGAAAAGCUAAGCACAACAGACAUAGUGCGACAAUACUUAGGUGACAAUGUGAAGGUAAAUGGAACCGCCAACGGCACGACAAACGGUGUCCCUGAAACAAAUGGUACCACCAAAGUAGAGACACGCGAGGACAAAAAGUCACAGCAACAAAAGACGAAAGAAAAGCCAAAAGAGAAGGAAACUACAGUCGUGGAUAAACGGAAGGAUAAAAACACCAAAGUUGGAAAGGAAAAGGAUGUUGGUAAGAAUGUUUCAUCCGUUCAGCAAUCAGAAAGCAGAACGGAAAAGGGAAAAACUAAACCGAACGGUACUAAAGUUUCCAAUGAAUCAACUAAAAAGAAGCCCGAUAAGCCUAGCAAAGGGAAAGAGAAAACACUUAAACGCAUUUCCUCCAUCCCGGAAGAGCAACAUCCCACGGUCGGACCGGAAAAGGUAGUACCGGUUCGUCCGGAACCGAUAACAAAUGGUACGGAAACGGUUACAAACGGAACACCGCAUGAUAGUCGCAAGCGAAGGGAUUCGCUGAAGGAGUUUGGAGAGCCAGUAACUAUAGCCGACGCAAAUGGCGAAGAUAAUGCCGUACCAUCGGCCGACGAGGAGCAUGAGAAGCGAAAGCAGCAACAACAGCAACCCGGCAGUAACAGUAGCAGCCGACGAUCUUCGCUGAAAAAGCAAAAUAGUUUGACGGCAAGCGAAAAUAAUGCACUGUCGGAGAUGAACCAAUUCAAUGGAUUGCAUAGUUCGCUCAGUAGACAGGAUAGUGGUGGCACAAUGGGUCCCGAUACAUCGGGUAACGAGGAAGCUGCACCCGGCGAUAUGGGCCCCAACCGAACGCCAGAAGUCUCGGUAACGGCUGCACCGGCUGAAUCGAAACCGUCCACAAAACCUGCGAUGCACCGUCAGCAAUCUGUAGAGACGGUUAUGAGACCACGGACCAGCCUGAGACCACCCAGUGUUCGGCCACCGUCGGCAAGACCGGGUGCACCGCGUCGGAAGGAGAAAAACGUCGAAGUAAUACUGCAACCGAACGAAACGCAAAAGCUCGGCGAAAUCAACGUCAAGAUGGAAGUGUUCAAUAGUGAGCUGUUGGAUGACGAUGGUGAGAAUUUGAUCGUGAUCGAGGACCCGACAACCGUCACCGAUGACAUCGUGUACGGACGAGUGAUCAACCCAAGCGUGGCCACGGAAGAAACGACGGCACAGCAGUUGCUGCAGUCUGCCGAACAGGAAGAGCAACAGGGCCAUCUGGUGCAGCAAAUUUUGGAAACACAGAAAGAAUUUUCCACCCACACGGGAACCGACAGUGAGAUGCUACGGAAAGCAGAUAUGGAAUGGACCGCCGGACAAAGACAGUCGUCGGCGAAGCAGAUGGAAUCGUUGCGCGAAUCGAUACAAAAGUUAACCCGUUCCGUGAAUCCGCUCGGGAAGCUGAUGGAUUUCAUCCAGGAAGAUAUCGACUCCAUGGAGCGGGAGUUAGCUAGCUGGCAGCAGAUCUAUACCCAAUCCAUGGUGGAGCUAAACAAAGAGCGAAGUGCGACGGAGAACGCCAUCGAACCACUGAAGCAACAGUUGCAGCAGAUUGAAGUAAACAUCAAAGAGUACCGCGAAAUGAUCGACACAACGCGGGGCAACAUUUUGCAAAACGAGCAGAAGAUUGAACGACUGUACAUGACGGAAAUUUAGCGAAACGUUACGCGCGAUCGGCGUGUACAUGGAUAAUCACCAUGUAGUUGUAGUAGCAGCAUGAGAUUGUAAUUUUCCCUCCCAUUUUUAUUCCAAUCCACCACAAGUGUCCUCUUCGCAGAACGAAUUGCAAACGAACCACAUAUAGUAACGAACUUUAAUGAAGAAUAAACGCAGCACAGAUGAUCACACAGAUGAUCACACAGAUGA
Molecule: messenger RNA, 2592 nt
Organism: Anopheles funestus (African malaria mosquito)
Lineage: Eukaryota; Metazoa; Arthropoda; Insecta; Diptera; Culicidae
Gene: IFT54
Product: TRAF3-interacting protein 1
Exons: 5
Coding region: 340-2382 (680 amino acids)
Biological process (GO): intraciliary transport; cilium assembly; regulation of microtubule cytoskeleton organization
Cellular component (GO): ciliary basal body; intraciliary transport particle B; axoneme
Molecular function (GO): microtubule binding
Source: RefSeq, a predicted model, not a curated record